This is a messenger RNA of Plasmodium cynomolgi strain B, 309 nucleotides long. Its product is annotated as CYIR protein. Bases 1 to 309 code for a protein of 102 amino acids. Lineage: Eukaryota; Apicomplexa; Aconoidasida; Haemosporida; Plasmodiidae. The record is from RefSeq and is a predicted model, not a curated record. The transcript has 3 exons.
AUGUACUUCAGAAUAUUUAUCAAAGUAUUCACAGUUAAAGAAAAAAGGGUUACAGUAUUGGCUGUUUCAGUGAUUGUGUUGAGUGCUACACAUUCAAAAACUAGUUCUUCAAGUAGUCCCAAAGACCAUAAGGAUUACAUGGAAUACUAUUUGCACAGUGGAUUUUAUUUUUUUGUGUGUAUCAACAGUUAUUGUUUGAUGCUUGGUUUUAUAUAUGUUCAUAAAGUUAUAAAGAAUAAAAAAUUAAAGGCAGUUGGAGAUAAAAUGAGUUUAAAGGAAUAUUAUCAUUUUACUAAGCUUCAAAUUUAA